AUGCAUUCUGCAAUCCGAUCCAUUGAUCAUUUAGGGGAAAUCAUAAACAAUAUUGGCAUUAAAACAAAAGAUUUAAGGCUUUACAGAACAAAGUGUUCCAGUAUAUUAAAAAAUGUUUGUGCUUCAGCUAUACUUAGUGAUCUUAUUGAAGAUGUAGGAGAUUCACUGUAUUCUCUCAUCAUAGAUGAAUCAACAGAUAUUUCAGUUCAUAAGUAUAUGGCAUUAGAUAUUUUAGUGUCAGGAAAAAUGUUAUGUGCACUGAAUAUUUGGUUAAAUGUGUAUGCCAUUCCAUCCAUCUGUGCUUCAAAAGCAACAGAACAGUUACCCACAAGUCUAGAUUUUCUUAUUAGGGAGACCUAUAAUUGGUUCGCACAUAGUCCAUUAAGAAGAUUAAAUUAUGAAACCAUAUAUACUUUAAUAAAUGUAAUUUUAAGAGUUAGGCUCUAUUUUCAUUCAAAAGGUUGUUGUAAAGGUUUUAAACCAACAAAAAUACUGAUGAUAUUAUUUACAUCUCAAAUGUAUUUGAAUAUUAUGAACGAUAAUAUGACAGAUAAUGAGAGAGAACUUAACGAUGAAGUUUGGGAAGAAGUUCAAACAUAA
Messenger RNA from Psylliodes chrysocephalus, 600 nucleotides. The record is from the annotation of a GenBank genome assembly. Lineage: Eukaryota; Metazoa; Arthropoda; Insecta; Coleoptera; Chrysomelidae.